AUGAAAUUCGCAGGCGAUCCAGAAACACAGGCUGGUCAUCAGGUUACGUUCACCCCGCAAACCUUUGAUGCAAAUAUGCAGAGCCAUUCAGAAACGCAGUCAACAUCGUCACAGGACACAAGACAACACGGCGUCUCGAGCAAGUCGAAAGGCGCUUUAGAAGACUGGACUGAGGCCGGGGGUCUAAGAGAGAGGAGCCGCAUUGAAAAUAGCGUCGUGCAGCGGAAUUAUCGGCGCAAGAUCAGAGAGAGGGACAACCUGGGUUUACAUAAUCUUAAGUACACUAGGAACGAUCAGCAAAGCCCUGAGGCGUGUGAGGUAGAUUCAUCGCGAGCUCCGUACUCGGUGAUCCAAAGCGGCACCGGUAGUUUCCCGGCUAGACCCCGCAGGAACUUCACAACACAGGAUAGUCACAUCACCCACCCCGAGGCCGCGACGGACGCACUUAAAGCUGCCAUAACAGGCUCGCAAGUCAAAGCAGAGACAUUGCCGUACCCGCAGUCAACAUUUAUAGUGACACAACAGGUACCCCGUGUGGAUUUUACGCAACCGGCUUGCAUGCAGCUCGGAUAUAAACCACAAAACGGGGCUGGAAAAGUAUGCGACAUCGAUCCCGACCAUAGUUACUCGCCAGGAAGUGACCGUGAUCCAAACCUUAUCUCCACAUUUAGGCUGGAUGCAACAGCUUUGCAAAAAAGAGAUAAAAAACACAAGCUACGUUACCGCCGAAUCUCUGUUGCUUGUGAGCAGUGCAGGAAGCGAAGAAUCAGGUGCAUUAUUUCUUCUGAGGACUCUAGAGAUUGCAGCAACUGUAUCCGGUUGAAUAAGGCCUGCACCUUCACAUCAAAAGCCCGACCCGUGUCGGAACAUAAGGGGAAGCCAACUUUUCCGAGUACUCAAAACAUUGCAAGUUGGAUAGGAGCAAACGUCAGCCAAACGACCACUGAACUAAGCAAUCUGGACGCUCCUGAUGCAUACGCCGACGCUACCACCUGGCUGCCCGGCGACACGAUACGCGGACAACCUUCCGUGCCUAUUGCAGAUGCUACAUCAUCUGCUUCUUUCCCGGUUCAAAAAAUAGACCAAAACCAACCAUCGUUACUCAUCGAACCACAGACGCCUCUUACUGCAACACCUUACAGCCUUACAACGUACCCAGUUAUUUUAUCUGACCCCCACAGCCAGACGAUUUCCCCGGCUUUCCAAGAGGGGCUGUACUUGCCAGAAUGUCUGCCUGCAUACGGGACGACGAGUUUCGGACUAGAUUCAAAUUAUAGUUAUGCCAACCUACAACCGCAGGGCCAGUUGUAUCAGAAACAGGUACCUGAAAUUGUUAAUACGAACACGAUAUCAGCUGCAGAUCCCGAAGUGUCGAUAACUCAGCAUAUACAACAGCAAGACACAGCACACAACGUCCAAAUGGUGAGCCGGCCCAAACUGCAGUGUUGGGAGCAUGGAUGCAACGGUCGCAGCUUUUCAACGUUCAGCAACCUUUUGAGGCACCAACGAGAAAAGUCAGGUCAAGCCACGAAGGCAACCUGCUCAGACUGUGGAACUGAGUUCACACGAGCGGCGGCAAGGAACCUUCAUCAAGAAAACGGCAAGUGUAAACCGCAGCCCAGCACAUAG
Messenger RNA from Pyricularia pennisetigena, 1629 nucleotides. RefSeq lists its product as uncharacterized. Lineage: Eukaryota; Fungi; Ascomycota; Sordariomycetes; Magnaporthales; Pyriculariaceae. The transcript is spliced from 4 exons. The coding region runs from base 1 to 1629 and encodes 542 amino acids. Gene Ontology annotation, molecular function: DNA-binding transcription factor activity, RNA polymerase II-specific; zinc ion binding. Gene Ontology annotation, biological process: regulation of DNA-templated transcription. The record is from RefSeq and is a predicted model, not a curated record.